AAGAGGACUUAUCGGGCUUGUUUGCAUUGUCGGCAGAGGAAGAGCAGGUGUGAUUUAUACAGCAGCGGAGAACCCGGUCGUCCGCCUUGCGAGCGCUGUAUCCGCGAACAGCACGAAUGCAUCCUCGGCGGCUCGCGCAGGGGCGGGAAGCGUGUGAAGCGCUCCGCCUCCGAGGUGAAUGCCAACAAUGGCACGCCUAUAUCGACCAGCGAUCGUCCUAACACCGCGACGCCGAAUCAGAAUUAUCCGCCGUUACAUCAGCCUUCGAAUACUGAUCGUCAGGCGUUUCUCGGUUCUUCUGGUCCUGCGUCUGGGACUGGGUCUGCCUCGAAGAUGACCGUCGAAGAUCCAGUUGCGUCUACGGAUUUGCAAAACCCGGCGGACGCAUUGGAGUUCUUGGCGAGUGUGGCGGAGAGAGACAGUAACGGGCAAGCGAAUGGCAAAGGCAAUGCAGGUGGUGGCAGAGGAAGGCUACCCUCAAUGCAGAUCGGUAUUGAUGGCGCUUACGGUCGUUCUCUGCUCAAUCCCUGGCCGCCUUUGCAGAAGGGUGAAUUGAGUCUGGAUAUGAUCAAGGUGUUGCUUUAUCGGUAUGUCAUAUUCGAAGAAAAGUACCACCCCUUCUUCCCACUCGCUAACCCCGCCGCGAUGGAUCCCGAUAAUCUUCCCACCAUUGCGAGGAAGGAACCACAUUUACUCGCGGCGAUUUUGACGGUCGCGUCCAAGGACGAAAAGGAUUGGUGGCAGGUGCAUGAGGUUUGCUCGGCGCAUAUGCAGAGUUUGGUGGCGAGUUUGGUUUAUGAGGGGAGGGGGAGUGUGGAGGCUGUUGAGGCCAUGCUCAUCCUCGCUGAAUGGGUACCUCGUCGUCCUCACUCGACUCCUGCUAUCGGUCGCGGCGAAGAAGAUCAAGCUGCGUGGAUGUACGUCGGUACUGCUGUCCGCCUAGGCUACCUCCUUGGUAUUGAUCGCACGGGCUUCCGUGGCGAGUCGGAAGCUCAGUCCGCUGACCUCAAUCGGAAACGUCUGGCGUGGGCAAGUUGCUACAUGUCCGAUCGGCAGAUCUCUGUCCGUAUUGGAAAGGCAUUCUGGUCGAGGGGUCCGGGACCGAUGACUGCUCUCCGCGCUCAGGACUUUCCAAGCCUGCAACCGAGAUUGCAUCGUCAGGACAAUUUCGCGGCUAUCUUUCAGGCGAACCUGGAGUUGACGCAGCUCUUCUCCAAUGCGCACGAUGUGCUGUAUGCGACUAAGAGUCGGUCGAAUCAGCUGAAUGCGGGAGGAGAGUAUGUCAAGUAUAUCGAUGACUUCCGUGUGGCGCUACGCCAUUGGAAUGAAAGUUGGGGAUGGUUCACGUGCUCGCCGCCGCUGAAGGCGAGCUUGAUUCUGAGCUAUGAGUAUUUGCGGUUGUACAUCAACGCAUUUGCUUAUCGGGCCACCCUCAACCGCCUCAUCACCCGCAUGAAAGAAUCCGCCGAAUCAGGGACCGCCACCCCCGCCUCCGUCACCUAUCCCUUCGCCGACAUCGCCACCACCCCCGACGCCCGGUUCAUCUACGACGCCAUCGACGCCGCCAAAUCCCUCCUCUCCACUUUCUGCUCCUUCGUCGACCCCCACGACACCUUCCGCUUCAUGCCCCUGAGAUACUACCUCUACGUCAUCUACUCCGCCGUCUUCCUCUACAAAGCCCGCUCCACGGGCGUCAUGGCCGCCGACUCGAGAGGUAGUGUGAAGCGAUUGAUCACCGAUACGAUGAAUAAUUUGCAGAAAAGCUCGGCGAGCACGAAUGAUGUCGGAGAGAGGUAUUCGCGACUUAUUCGCUUGUUGUGGAGGAAAGCUCCC
Messenger RNA from Zymoseptoria tritici IPO323, 1833 nucleotides. RefSeq lists its product as uncharacterized. The record is from RefSeq and is a predicted model, not a curated record. Lineage: Eukaryota; Fungi; Ascomycota; Dothideomycetes; Mycosphaerellales; Mycosphaerellaceae. The annotation marks the transcript as partial. The transcript has 6 exons. Gene Ontology annotation, molecular function: zinc ion binding; DNA-binding transcription factor activity, RNA polymerase II-specific; DNA binding. Gene Ontology annotation, biological process: regulation of DNA-templated transcription; DNA-templated transcription. Gene Ontology annotation, cellular component: nucleus.